UACACUUUUUACUCUUCGGCUGAAGCAGAAAGACAGCUUCCUCAUCCUCACCACAAAUAAAGAUGAUGUCCUUCAGAACAUCCAGGUCCAGCGGUGGAGCCUACAUGGGCAGCAGUAGGUCCAUGUCUGGAGCCAUCGGAGGCUCUGUCAGAAUGUCCUCCGGUAGCUCCUCCAUGUCCAUGUAUGGUGGCAGCAGUGGUGGAGGUGGUGGAGCUGGCUAUAGCUUCGGCUACGGUGGUGGUGCAGGUGGAGCAGGUGGUGCUGCAUUCGGGUUUGGCGGCGGCAGUGACGGUGGCGUCGACAGCGGGAGCAUCUCAGCCAACAAGAAGGUCACCAUGCAGAACCUGAAUGACCGCCUGGCCACCUACCUGGAGAAGGUGCGCAACCUGGAGACAGCCAACGCUGACCUGGAGCUGAAGAUCAAGCAGUUCCUGCAGAGCAGGACAGCUACAUCUGGCAAAGACUACAGUGCCUACUUUAAAACCAUCGCAGAGCUCCAGGGAAAGAUCCAGGAUGCCACCAAAGUCAACGGAGGCUUCUACCUCUCCAUUGACAACGCCAAGCUGGCCUCUGAUGACUUCAGGCUUAAGUUUGAGAACGAGCUGUCCAUGCGCCAGUCGGUGGAGGCUGACAUCGCUGGGCUCAGGAAACUCAUGGACGAACUCACUCUGGCCAGGGCCGACCUGGAGAUGCAGAUCGAGGGUCUGAAGGAGGAGUUGAUCUUCCUCAAGAAGAACCACGAGGAGGAGCUGCUAUCCAUGCGGACCCAAAUGAGUGGCCAGGUCAACGUGGAGGUGGACGCCGCUCCAGGAGAAGACCUCACCAAGAUCAUAGAGGAAAUAAGGGAGCAGUAUGAAGCUGUCAGCGCAAAGAACCAAAAGGAGCUGGAGGCCUGGUUCCAGGCCAAGUCAGACGAACUAAACAAAGAAGUCGUCACCAGCACAGUAACUCUCCAGACAACAAAAUCAGAGAUCUCAGACCUCAAACGAACACUACAGGCCCUGGAGAUAGAGCUACAGGCUCAGCUCAGCAUGAAAGCAGGGUUGGAGAGCACACUGGCUGAGACGCAGAACCGGUACUCCAUGCAAAUAUCAGGUUAUCAGAAUCAGGUGAGCAUGAUGGAGGAUCAGCUGACACAGCUGAGGGCCGACCUCGAACGUCAAGGACAAGAGUACCAGAUGCUGCUGGACAUCAAGACCAGACUAGAGAUGGAGAUUGCCGAGUACAGGAGGCUGCUGGAUGGAGAAGCCUCUGUGAGCAGCAGCAACAGCAGCAGCAUCAGCAUUUCUGCCCCCCCUGAAUCCUCCACAUCCAGCACUUCUAUAGUCACCAAAAAAAUAAUCAUAACGGAGGAGUUGGUAGAUGGAGAGGUGGUGAGCUCCUCCACAGAGACUGAGGAACUGCUCCAGGAGAAGGUUCUCUCAGAGAAACAAGAAUAAAAAUAAAAGUCUGCUGAGGUACAUCAAAAGAAAA
Mugil cephalus (flathead mullet) is the source of this 1473-nucleotide messenger RNA. RefSeq names its product keratin, type I cytoskeletal 13-like. Gene Ontology annotation, molecular function: structural molecule activity. The coding region runs from base 63 to 1439 and encodes 458 amino acids. NCBI's taxonomy places the organism in Eukaryota, Metazoa, Chordata, Actinopteri, Mugiliformes, Mugilidae. The transcript has 7 exons. The record is from RefSeq and is a predicted model, not a curated record.